GGGUCGGCCGAAGCCUGAACCGAAGGAGCGGGCAUGAGGCGCUGCCCGUGCCGGGGGAGCCUGAGUGAGGCGGAGGCCCGGGCGCUGCCCGUGGCAGCCCGCAUGGGGUUGGAGGCGCCGCGAGGAGGACGGCGGCGGCAGCCGGGACAGCAGCGACCUGGGCCCGGCGCAGGGGGCCUGGCGGGGCGGCCGGAGUGGGGCGGGCCCUGGGCCCGGACUGCGGGGUCCAGCCUCCACACCGAGCCCGAGAAGGCCGGCCUCGGGCCUGAUCCGUGGACAGAUGGUCCACAGACAGAAUUCUGGACAGACGGACAGACUGAGCCCGAAGCAGCUGGCCUCGGAGCAGAGACGGAGAGGCCCAGUCAAAAGACGGAGCCAGACAGGUCCAACCUCCAGAUACAUCCAGAAAGGAGCUGGUCACAGUUGGAGACGACCAGUCGCUGGACGGAGACUGAGACAGAUGGCUUUGGGACUGAUCUGCACAGGUCAGACCUCCAGUCGCAGCUAGAGAGGGCCAGCCUCUGGACACAGCCAGGAAUUGAUGGGCCCUGGAUAGAGCUAGAAACACAUGGGUCACAAACUCAGCCAGAAUGGGUCAAGCCCUGGGUCAAUAACCUCUGGACCCGCCAGAGCAGGUCCAACCUCCGGACUCACCCAGAGGGAGCCUGUCCCUCAACAGAGCCAAGUGCGGAUGGCUCUUGGAAAGAAUUGUACACUGAUGGCUCCAGGACACAACAGGAUACUGAAGAUCCCUGGACUGAGGUACACAUUGAUGGCUCCAAGACACGACAGGAUACUGAAACAGCCAGGAAACAGCCUGACACAAGUAGUUUCCCAAUACAAGAUACUGAUGGCUCCCGGACACAGCCUGGCACUGAUGGUCCCCACACAGCACCUGGGACAGACUGCCUUUUGGGAGAGCCUGAUGAUGGCCAAUUAGAGGAACCAGAACCUGAGGAGUUGUUGACUCAUCUGUCCUCUCACCUGAAGUGUAGCCCCCUGUGCCCCGUGCCCCGCCUCAUCAUCACCCCUGAGACUCCUGAGCCUGAGGCCCAGCCAGUGGGACUCCCCUCCAGGGUCGAGGGAGGCAGUGGUGGCUUUUCCUCUGCCUCCUCUUUCGACGAGUCGGAGGAUGAUGUGGUGGCCGGGGGCGGAGGUGCCAGCGAUCCUGAGGACAGGUCUGGGAGCAAACCAUGGAAGAAGCUGAAGACUGUUCUGAAGUAUUCGCCCUUCGUGGUCUCCUUCCGAAAACACUACCCUUGGGUCCAGCUCUCUGGACACGCCGGGAACUUCCAGGCAGGAGAGGAUGGUCGGAUUCUGAAACGCUUCUGUCAGUGUGAGCAGCGCAGCCUGGAACAGCUGAUGAAAGACCCCUUGCGGCCUUUUGUGCCCACCUACUAUGGCGUGGUGCAGCAGGAUGGCCAGACCUUCAACCAGAUGGAAGAUCUCCUGGCAGACUUCGAGGGCCCCUCCAUUAUGGACUGCAAGAUGGGCAGCAGGACCUACCUGGAGGAGGAGCUGGUGAAGGCACGGGAACGGCCAAGGCCCCGGAAGGACAUGUAUGAGAAGAUGGUGGCUGUGGACCCCGGGGCACCCACCCCCGAGGAGCAUGCCCAGGGUGCGGUCACCAAGCCCCGCUACAUGCAGUGGAGGGAAACCAUGAGCUCGACCUCCACCCUGGGCUUCCGGAUCGAGGGCAUCAAGAAAGCUGAUGGGACCUGCAACACCAACUUCAAGAAGACGCAGGCGCUGGAACAGGUGACAAAGGUGUUGGAGGACUUUGUGGACGGGGACUAUGGAAUCCUGAGACAGUACGUGGCACGCCUGGAAGAACUUCGUGAUGCUCUGGAGAACUCCCCCUUCUUCAGGACCCACGAGGUGGUGGGCAGCUCCCUCCUGUUUGUGCACGACCACACCGGCCUGGCCAACGUCUGGAUGAUCGACUUUGGCAAGACGGUGGCCCUGCCUGACCACCAGACGCUCAGCCACAGGCUGCCCUGGGCUGAGGGCAACCGUGAGGACGGCUACCUCUGGGGCUUGGACAACAUGAUCCGCCUCCUUCAGGGUCUGGCCCAGAGUUGACCCACUCAGCUGUCUCCAGGUUUAUCAGAUGGUACCAGUCCGCUGGAGGAGCCCUGAAAUGCCAUGGGGGCCUGAGGUUGGCAACGGGGAAGCUGACCCCCAAGGAUGGGAGAGGUUGUGUCGUAUGCCAACGUACAAAGGCCUUGGGAGACCAGGUAGCAUCUGGUCCCUUUGUGAUACAGGGACUGGAAGGACCAGGGAGGGGGCAUGAUGAGGCUUAUACAGUAAGACAGCAGAAUCAUAACAGGUCCCCAAGGUUUCUCAAGGGCUGCUGGAGGCCACAGCCAAACCACACUGCCCCGAGAGGAAAUAGUUCAGAAUUCACGCGGUCAGGUGUGCCACGGUGCCUGCGGCUGUGUAACCUGCCUCCUUGUCAGCCCCUCCCAGCAGCAAGCUGGCUCCCCAAGGCCAGGGCCUGGGUCAGGUUCCCCUCUGGUGCCCCAGAGAAUGAGGCAUUGUUUGUGAACAAAUGCAGGAGCCACUUGUCCACCUGGGGAGAGUGACAGCCCAACUCUUCAUCUGGGAGCCAUUCAAGGACUGGGCAGCAGAGGGUUUGACACCUUGGGAGGACUGAUGGCGCUGGGUGGGGCACAGUGCCCUGUUGUUCUGCCCUGCCAUGGCCUUCUGAUCCUCCCUACUCCUCGGGGGACUCUGCUGACCUCCUGCAGAUCCAGAGCACAGCCACAUCCCAGCACUGUGACGGUAUCACCUGGCUCCUCAGUACCGCAGGUCUAGCCUCAAGACUUCCUCCUUCUGCCCUGCCCUGGGCUUUUCUGUCUCCUUCCUCCUAGCAAAUUGCAUGGCAGAAAGGAGGCUGGGGGAAGGAGAGCAGGUGUCCUCCUGUGACUCACAGUUGCCUUGCUCAGGGGGGCCCCCAGUCCAUCACGGGCCCCCGUGAAACGUGUCAGGCAUGGGCCCAAGGCACAGGGUGACCGGGUGGGCUGCUGGCCGUGACCCAGGCUUACAGCUUGGUCCAAACCAAAGACUCCAGAACUCUGAGGUGUGGUCAAUGGCCCAUCUGUCCCACUAGUAGCUUUGGCUUCCUGGCCCACAAGAGCAGGCUUGGGAAAGACAGACACCUACCUCUUCCCUAAGCUAAAGCUCGAACACUGUCUUCCAGGGCUGAGGAGACGUACUCCUUUUCUACUGACCAUCUUUAUACUUAUUUAUACAAGAGGUAGUUGUUAGGUGGGGGGUGUGGGGAAGCAGGAGGCACAUGGCAUUGCUGUGCCUCCUGCCCAUGAUGACACCCAAUAAACAUGACACUCUAAGUCA
This is a messenger RNA of Microcebus murinus (gray mouse lemur), 3357 nucleotides long. RefSeq names its product inositol-trisphosphate 3-kinase C (gene ITPKC). Gene Ontology annotation, biological process: phosphatidylinositol phosphate biosynthetic process; inositol phosphate biosynthetic process. The record is from RefSeq and is a predicted model, not a curated record. Lineage: Eukaryota; Metazoa; Chordata; Mammalia; Primates; Cheirogaleidae. Gene Ontology annotation, cellular component: nucleus; cytoplasm. Gene Ontology annotation, molecular function: inositol hexakisphosphate kinase activity.